AUGGUUGAAAAACAUCAAAAAAAAUUAAGAAUAUUAUGCUUACAUGGUUAUCGUCAAAAUGAAGUAACUUUUAGAGAAAAAACAGGUGGAUUGAGAAAGGCUAUAAAAAGUUUAGCAGAAUUUGAGUUUAUAACAGGACCUUUAAUUCCAAAUAUUCCUAGUGAUAAAGAUAGUCAAUCUACUGAUAAUGAUGAAAGUACUGUUACAGAACUAGGACCAAGAGCUUGGUGGUUUUCUAAAGUGGAAGAAACAUUUUCAUCAAGGGAUGUUUGUGAUGUUGCAAUAGGAUUUGACAAAUCUGUUAAAGAAGUAACCGAUUAUAUAAAAGAGAAAGGGCCUUUCGAUGGUUUAUUAGGUUUCAGUCAGGGUGCCUCAAUGGUACAUUUAUUAACAUCUAUGGGAUAUCAAAAAAAAAUCCCUUUAAAUUGGAAAUUUAUUAUUAUGAUGAGUUCAUUUAAAAGUUUAUCAUCUGUUCAUCAAAAUUUAGUUGAAUGUGAGUUAAAAGGUAUUCCCAGUUUACAGAUAUACGGUGAAACUGAUCAAGUUGUACAUUAUGAAAGAAGUGAAGAGUUGUGUAAAUUAUUCAAGGAACCUGAACCUUGUAUUAUAAAACAUCCUGGUGGUCAUUGUGUUCCACCAAUGUCAUCGGCAAAAGAUUCACUAAGAGAAUUUUUAAAACAAUUUAUUUAG
Strongyloides ratti is the source of this 690-nucleotide messenger RNA. Its product is annotated as UPF0483 protein CG5412. NCBI's taxonomy places the organism in Eukaryota, Metazoa, Nematoda, Chromadorea, Rhabditida, Strongyloididae. The record is from RefSeq and is a predicted model, not a curated record. Gene Ontology annotation, cellular component: cytoplasm; nucleus. The coding region runs from base 1 to 690 and encodes 229 amino acids. The transcript has 2 exons. Gene Ontology annotation, biological process: response to retinoic acid.